This is a messenger RNA of Fusarium coffeatum, 849 nucleotides long. RefSeq lists its product as uncharacterized. The record is from RefSeq and is a predicted model, not a curated record. The transcript has 2 exons. Gene Ontology annotation, molecular function: nickel cation binding. The coding region runs from base 1 to 849 and encodes 282 amino acids. NCBI's taxonomy places the organism in Eukaryota, Fungi, Ascomycota, Sordariomycetes, Hypocreales, Nectriaceae.
AUGCCUUCUCAAAUAAUGAUACCGACUGAUGCCGACCUCAUCCAAGAUGAGAUUUUUGAAUUAGAAAAGCGUCUUCACGAAGCGAAGGCGCGUCUUAACAAACACCAACCAUCGCCACCCCUGUCACCUACUCCUCAUGCUGCCGAAACAACUCAUUUCUUGCUUCUAUUGUCAGAUUCGGCACUUCCAUUGGGUUCAUUCGCCUUUAGCAGUGGUCUUGAGUCUUAUCUGGCCCAUGAACCUCGCGGUACAGCAUCGUUCACCAACUUUCUUCCGGCUUCGUUAUCCUCAUUCGCUGCGACAACACUUCCUUUUGUUCUCGCAGCACACAGGAACCCAGAAAAACUUGUGGAGUUAGACGAUCAGCUUGAUGCUGCUAUCAUAUGCACUGUAGGCCGACGUGCUAGUGUCGCGCAGGGUCGUGCAUUGCUGGGAAUAUGGGACAAAUCGUUUCGGUCAAGUUGUCCGAACGUUGAUGGGCGCGCAUUACGGGAAUUCGCGGACCUUUUGCGAAAGGAGAGCCAGAAUGAGGUGCCAUUGGUUUCUGGUCAUCUGGCUCCGCUCUUCGGAGCGAUAUGUUCCCUUGUCGGCCUCGGGUUGCGACAGACAGCAUAUGUCUUUAUGCUGAGUCAUGUCAAGGCCUUGAUCUCGGCUGCUGUGAGAGCCAAUGUUUUCGGCCCUUAUCAUGCGCAGAAAGUGUUAGCCGGACAGCAGGUCCAGAGGAUGAUUGACGAUAUGAUCGACCGAGAGUGGAUGACCCCUGUGGAAGAGGCCGGCCAAACAGUGCCUGCUAUGGAUCUGUGGAUCGGAAGACACGAGAUCCUAUACUCGAGGAUAUUCAACAGCUAA